Spodoptera littoralis (African cotton leafworm) is the source of this 2835-nucleotide messenger RNA. NCBI's taxonomy places the organism in Eukaryota, Metazoa, Arthropoda, Insecta, Lepidoptera, Noctuidae. The record is from the annotation of a GenBank genome assembly.
AUGGGAGUUCACAGUGAAGAAGCGGAAUCCUAUAAGAAUAAGGGAAACGAAGCCUUUAAACUCGAAAACUAUGAAGAAGCCAUAUCCCUUUACAGUAAGGCUAUCGACCUCGCUGAGAAAGACAGCCGUGAUCUGUCUACCUACCUAAAGAAUCGCGCCGCAGCCUUUUUGAAAACCAAAAAUUAUGAAAAAGUUAUCAAAGACUGCGAUGAAGCCCUACGAAUUGUAUCGGAAGACCCAAAAGCCUUAUUUCGACGUUCACAAGCCCUGGAAUCUUUGGAACGAUAUGAAGAAGCAUACCGUGAUGCUAAAGCUAUAUUUACUGUAGAUCCUACUAACAAGGCAGUGCAACCAGUACUGUCGCGGCUACAUGCUAUAGUACAGGAGCGAGCCAGGCAGAGUGCUCAAACCAGCAACAAAGUGGAACAAAUGUUCAAACUUGCAUUUAACUUACAGGAAGAUCUUGAAAAACGUGAAAAAGCUAUGUCUAACCUCCUGGUGCUUGCAAAAGAAAAUGCUGGUGCAGAAAUUAUGUUAAAAAAUGGUGUAGUUCACAAAAUCCAACAACUACUUAAAGUUGAGAAACAUGCUGAAAUAUACAUUAAUGCAGUGAGAGUCAUUAGCCAACUUUGCAAGAGAAAUGUUGAAAGAACAAAAGCAGUGAUCAAGAUUGUUGGCAUACCCUGGCUGCUGGAAGUCAUUGAUAGUGAAAAUGAAGAGAGAGUCAGUGCUGCUCAGUAUUGCCUGCAGGUUUUACUUAACACAUUUUCUGGAAUGGAUAACAAAAAAGACUCUACACCAGACCCAAAACUCUGUGAAGAAUAUAAAAGUGAAAUAGAUACUCUACUUACUUGUUUAACUUACUCAAUAACAAACAGGGUUAUAAGUGGACAGGCAAGGGAUGCCAUUGUUGAGUUAGUUAUGAGAAACUGCCAUUACAGUGCAAUAAACUGGGCUGAAAGAUUUGUUGAAAUCAAAGGACUGCAGCGGCUGCUUGAGGUUUGCAGUGAAUUAGAAGAGUACAAAUAUGAAUCAGCGUUGAACAUCACUCCCUCUUCUAGAACCAUCGCUGCUGCUUGCCUGGCAAGAAUCUAUGAGAAUAUGUAUUAUGAUGAAGCCAGAGAAAAGUUCAAUAACCAAGUAGAUGACUUUGUGAAAGAUAAGCUAAUGUCACCUGAUUUGGAGUCAAAAGUAAGAGUUACUGUGGCCAUUACUUCUUUGCUACGGGGUCCUUUGGAUGUUGGAAAUUAUGUAAUUUCAAAAGAAGGUAUUAUUGAAAUGAUAUUGGUCAUGGCUCAAACUGAAGAUCCUCUUCAACAAAAAGUUGCUUGUGAAUGUUUGGUGGCUGCAGCAUCCAAGAAAGAUAAAGCUAGAACUAUUAUCAACAAAGGAGUAGACAUUUUGAAAAAGCUAUAUCAGAGUAAAGAUGAUGCAGUUAGGGUGAGAGCCUUAGUUGGUCUUUGUAAAGUGGGUAGUUUUGGAGGAGAUGAUGCAUCUGUGCGACCAUUUGCUGAUGGUUCUACUAAAAAGUUAGCUGAAGCUUGCAGGAAGUUCCUUGUUAAUCCAGCUAAAGAAAAUGAUGUCAGGAAAUGGGCUGCAGAAGGGCUUUCUUACUUGACCUUGGAUGCUGAUGUGAAAGAGAAACUGGUUGAAGAUAAAGCUGCCCUGCAUGCCCUUAUAGAACUAGCUAAAAGUGGUGACCAAUCUUGUCUUUAUGGUGUUGUUACUACAUUGGUCAACUUAUGUAAUGCUUAUGAAAAACAAGAGGUCAUGCCAGAGAUGAUGGAGCUGGCAAAGUUUGCCAAACAUCAUAUACCAGAAACACAUGAAUUGGAUGAUCCAGAUUUUAUUAACAAAAGGAUAACUGUAUUAGCUAAAGCGGGUGUAACAUCAGGUUUGGUUGCCCUGGCCAAAACUGAAAGCCACAAUUCUAGAGAAUUAAUUGCGCGAGUUUUUAACGCCAUCUGUGGGUUGCCAGAACUCAGAGGUAUAGUUGUGCAACAAGGUGGUGCAAAAGUUCUAAUUCCAAUGUCGCUUGAAGGCACUAAAAAUGGAAAAAAACAAGCAGCUCAGGCACUAGCACGCAUUGGGAUAACAAUCAACCCAGAAGUAGCUUAUCCAGGUCAGAGGAAUUUAGAAGUUGUUAGACCUCUUGUAGGCUUACUUCACCCUGACUGCACAGCUUUGGAGAAUUUUGAAGCUUUGAUGGCCUUAUGCAACCUAGCUGGAAUGAGUGAAUCUACAAGGAAUAGGAUAUUGAAAGAAGGUGGUCUUGCUAAAAUUGAACAUUACUUAUAUGAAGAUCAUGAAAUGCUGCUAAGAGCAGCGACACAGUGUAUUUGUAAUUUAGUACAAUCUGAUGAUGUUAUCAAAACCUAUGAGGGCAAUAAUGACAAAACGAAAUUUUUGUAUCUCCUGUGUCAAGAAGAAGACACAGACACAGUGAUGGCAGCUGCAGGGGCUUUAUGCAUACUGACAUCUGCAAGUAAAACAUGUUGCAGAAAAUUACUGGAUGUCCAAGUAUGGCCAGAAACACUGAGGUGUCUGUUGGCAAAUCCAAACAAGGAGAUCCAGUACAGAGGAACAUACAUGCUUUACAACAUCAUUUCUGAUGAUAAAGAUGUUGCUGCUAAAGUGUUCGAAACAGACAUUAUGGAGAUAUUAAUGGCUAUCACAAAAUUAGAAGACCCAGAUGUAAAGAGGACAGUUGAAAAUGCUCAGAAAUGUCUAAAUGCUGCUGAGGAGAUGGGAGUUAUUAGAAAACCUGAUGAAACAGUUAUGGUUGAUCCAUUCAAAGAAGCAGAAGCAGAAGGCAUUGAAGAAGAAAAUAUGUAA